AAUGAAAAGCAAAACAACUCGAGAUAUUUCAAGUUUUUUUACUAUAAAAGUGCCUACUCUAAAUCCUCCUCCUCCACAAAAUGAUAUUCCUCCUCCACAAAAUGAUCUACCUUCUCAAGAAAGUGAACCAAAUCCUCCUUCACUACAAGAAAAUGAACAAAAUUCCCAAGAAAGUGAACCAAAUACUACUUUACAUCAUGCUUUGACUAUUUUUUGAUAUUAUGGGACAACCUAUUAAUCAAAUCCUAGAUCUGCCACUGAAUGUGGCAAUAUAUUGGUCUAAUAUGUUUUUUUAAGGUUAUUUUGACAUUUGACUAACUAACAAAGUAGUGUAACAAAGAAAAAAUAAGGAACUUGUUCAAAAGUGGUGUUACAGAACCUCAUCCACAAAUCUCCAUUUUACUUCAAUUCACAGUUUACACGCAACAGAGCUGCACCGUUGCUAGAACACUACUGAGGCCCUGCUGCCACAGAUGGCUGCUUGUGUUUCUCCAAAUUUGGUCAGUGGUCAGAGAUUCUCUCCUAUUGGUAAUUUCAAACACUCUUCUCAGAUUCUCUACAAAUCCCCUAGGCCAUUUCUACUCAGACCCCGAAGACUGCCAUCGAUUGCGUGCCAAGCCGACCCUACUCCCUCAGAUUCUUCUCCUGUAACGGAGAAGCCACCUGCUGAAACUAAUUCAGUCAAUGAGGAAUCAGGUCAAGUUGUGACUUCUUCCACUGGUGCUAGCCUUCCUGAACUUCCAACCAAAGAAGUGAACAAGAGAAUAGCUGUGUUAUCCACUGUUGCGGCUUUAGGGCUUUUCUUAUCAGCGCGUUUAGAUUUUGGCGUUUCAUUAAGAGACCUCACUGCCUUGGCAUUGCCUUAUGAAGAGGCUUUAUCAAAUGGAAAACCAACAGUUGUGGAGUUCUACGCAGAUUGGUGUGAAGUAUGUAGGGAACUAGCACCAGAGGUAUACAAAGUUGAGCAACAGUACAGGGAUCGUGUUAACUUUGUGAUGCUGAAUGUUGACAACACAAAGUGGGAGCAGGAGAUAGAUGAAUUUGGUGUUGAGGGCAUCCCACAUUUUGCAUUCUUGGACAAGGAUGGCAAUGAGGAGGGGAAUGUGGUCGGAAGGCUUCCUGGACAAUACUUGGUGGAAAAUGUGGACGCUCUAGCAUGUGGUAGAGAAUCUAUUCCUCAUGCUCGUGUUGUUGGGCAGUAUUCAAAUGCAGAGGCUAGAAGGGUUCACCAAGUUGCUGAUCCUAGAAGCCACGGAUAAAUUUUGCCAUGAUGAAUAUUAUUGAUAUUGUACUAUAUCAUUGUACAUCCAUGAGGUACUAUUAUACAAGUAUUGUAGAUUAUACAUCCGCUAGUUCCAUUAAAUGUUUAUAUGGGAUCUGUAAAAAUUUGCAUUAGCAAGAUAGUUUUAUUUUAUUAACACUUCCCCCUCACAGAAGUAUACUUGGUUAGAAA
This is a messenger RNA of Chenopodium quinoa (quinoa), 1453 nucleotides long. RefSeq names its product thioredoxin-like protein HCF164, chloroplastic. Bases 474 to 1259 code for a protein of 261 amino acids. Gene Ontology annotation, biological process: cytochrome b6f complex assembly. The transcript has 5 exons. The record is from RefSeq and is a predicted model, not a curated record. NCBI's taxonomy places the organism in Eukaryota, Viridiplantae, Streptophyta, Magnoliopsida, Caryophyllales, Amaranthaceae. Gene Ontology annotation, cellular component: chloroplast thylakoid membrane.